ACACAAGCAGGGCUAACUACUCCCACAAACAACCCUGGAAGCUGACGCCAUGUAUAAAAUGCCACGUGACUUCCUGGUAGACGUCCUACCAGAACAAAAGCAGGGCUAACUUCUCCCACAAACAGCACCAGCGAGCAAAGACGCCGUCGCCGCUCCUGUCCUUUAUCAAGGCUGACAUUCAAGGUUAAUUACAUGGUUCCUGAUUGUGGAUUAGAAGAAGUUCUUUCUUCAUCCUGGUGACUGAGUUCAGAGCGCCAGGAUGGACUCCAGGUCUCGCAGGCUUCCCUUCUGCCUGUCAACUUCAAAGUCCUCGUACGCCUCCAGCGCCACGCCGUCCUCGUCCUCGUCACUGGGCUCCAGCAGGCUGUACAGCAGGGACACGGUGCUGAGCGAGCGAUUUCCCAGGGCGUCGGCCGCUUUUAAAGCAGACGUGGACCAGAAGAGUUCUCGCCUCUUGAGCUCAUCUAGAAACUACAACAACUCCGACUCAAAUAAUGGCAGCUGGAAGUUGCCGUCCUCGCUGGCAUCUUCCACUCGAUCCUACGAGCGUUCGUGGACAGAGUCGCCGCUCAGCAGCAGGACUAAACCGGGUGAUUCUGAUGGGAGGUUAGGCCGUUCCGGUCUGUUGACUGCCACUGAUGAUGGUGAUUCCAAACGGGCCAAACUGGCUUACAGUAACCGAGGACUGUACUCUGGAACCUCCAGCACCUCCCAUACAGGGUCCACCUACUCCAGUAGUGGACACAACAAUGCGAGAGCAGGCAUUCAGGAAAGACCAAGUGAUCCACUGGAGUCGCCGUGGACUUACAGCCGUUUCCUGUCGCGGUCCUCCACUUCUUCUUCAAAGCCGCAGUUGUCCAGCCGAGAGGCGGAGCCCCAGAAUGAGCCGACUUUGCGAGAAAGGAGGACAAGGAUCUCUGAUUUGACGUCGUCAUUGUACCCCACAGACCGCGUGGCCUCCACAUACGCCCAAGGUGCUCGGCCCAAAGACACCGCCUACUGCUCGUCCUCCUUUUCCAGCGGGCGAGAAAGCUCGCCAGGCCGGCACGUGUCCUCCGCUGCCAGUCGCUUUUCUCUCGCCCGCGACCUAAACGACAGACCCGCUCAUCGCUACCUGAGCGCCUCGUCAGGCCUCGCUUCAACCUAUGAACACGCCGCAGCCACCCUGACCUCACGCCCCACCUGGCACAGCUCACCGCCCACCAGACCGGAAGCCCCGCCCCCACCGAGACCCGCCGCUGUAAGUGCGGAAGCACAAGGGCGCUCCUCCACACGCCACCUUUUGUCCCGCCUCUUCUCACGCACCUCCAGCCAGGAGUCCUCCAGCAGCUCCUCGACUGUCGACGACGACGACGCUCUGUCCGUGGACAGCGACGAGGGCGCCAGGAUGUCUGCGCUGGAGGCGGAGUCUAGUAGGUGGGAGGCCAUCACAUCCGGCAGCAACCGCCGCAGACCCGACCUCGCUCCAAUACGGGAAAACAAAGACGGCGGUCUCUCCGGCGCCAGGACAUCGCAGAGUGAGGCUGACAGAGCGGCAGGUAGCAGCUACUCCUGGCUGUCGUCCUCCCUCCGUGGUCGCUGCCCAUCCCUUCUCUCCCGUCUGCGGAGGCACGCUCGCGACGACAGCGCGUCCUCACCCGCCGGCGCGGAGGAGGGCCUCACUCGUCCUCAGCACUUACUGAGAAGAUGGGAUGACCUGGAGCUCCGAUCCACACAGGACAACAACACCCAAGAGGAAGAGGAGGAUGACGAGGAAGAGGAUGAAGUAGAGCAAGGCGCCGUUGGUUUAGAUAUCUUUGCACGUCCUCGCCGGCAUGAGGACGACGACAAGUUACCUGAAGUGGAGGACGUUUCAGUGGGCGGGUCCCAGCGCCACAGGGUGGCUACAUUUCAAAACAACGCCAAAGCUCCUCAAGGUGGCGCCGAGCGGCCAUUGGACGGCAUUCCAUCACUUAGCAGCGCCAGCAGCAAGCAAGAGAAGCUCCGCAUUAUUAAGGAAAGGCUGCUGCUGGAAGACUCUGACGAGGACGAAGGAGACUUGUGUAGAAUCUGCCAGAUGGGAGAGGAGUCCUCAUCCAACCCUUUGAUCCAACCUUGCUGCUGCACAGGAAGUCUGCAAUACGUCCACCAGGAAUGCAUCAAGAGGUGGCUUUGCUCCAAAAUUGGCUCUGGCACAAAUCUGGAGGCCAUCAAAAACUGUGAGCUGUGCAAAGAGAAGUUGCGCUUGAACAUCGACAACUUUGACAUCCAGCAGCUGUACAGGACACACGUGCAGUCCGAAUAUGACGACUUCAUCAGCAGUGGUCUCUAUCUGGUAGUGCUGUUGCAUUUUUGUGAACAGAGGUUCUCUGAUGUCCUGGGGGCAGUCGAUGCAGCUGGGAUACGGCAACAGCUGACUGAUUUGCAGUUAUUUAACCUGGUGAGAAUCCUGCCUGACAACGUGGGCAUUCUGGAAAAUCCCCACCAGGACAGCAGUGACGAGAGCGAAGAUGGCCGACUUUCCAUCAGCUUCUCCGACCUGGACGACUACCUGGAGGACGACGAGGAGGAUAAAGAUGAGCACUGGCUCAGCGUUUGUUUGUAAAGUGACAACACGACUCGUUUGUUGUGUUGCACAAGAAUUAUGGAAAAUAUGAAAAUAAGUUGAAAGUGUAACGGGUGUCAUGAUGGGAAUAAAGAAAAUGAAUCUAAA
Messenger RNA from Nerophis ophidion (straightnose pipefish), 2692 nucleotides. RefSeq names its product membrane-associated ring finger (C3HC4) 7 (gene marchf7). NCBI's taxonomy places the organism in Eukaryota, Metazoa, Chordata, Actinopteri, Syngnathiformes, Syngnathidae. Gene Ontology annotation, molecular function: zinc ion binding. The record is from RefSeq and is a predicted model, not a curated record.